This is a messenger RNA of Marasmius oreades (fairy-ring Marasmius), 315 nucleotides long. RefSeq lists its product as uncharacterized. Lineage: Eukaryota; Fungi; Basidiomycota; Agaricomycetes; Agaricales; Marasmiaceae. The coding region runs from base 1 to 315 and encodes 104 amino acids. The transcript is spliced from 3 exons. The record is from RefSeq and is a predicted model, not a curated record.
AUGACGAUUUUAUUUUAUAAGGCCAAUGAACUUCGUUCCAACUUCGUUCAUACCCGGCCAUUCCGCUUUCACAGGCCUCGAAUCUGUGAAUACGCCCACACUCCGCAACGCCACCGAAAUUUCAACCUACCAGAACUCGGACCGCUUCUGCAGCUUCAAAAUGACCAUACCAGACAUGAAUCUGAUUCAGAACGAGUGCUCUUCGCAUAUUCAAGGCAGAGUUAUGGACACGUUUUCAGUGUCGAUGGAUUUCUGAAGUUCAUUCUUGAGGUGAGUCAGAGCUGGAGGGAGCUGAUUCGGGUAUCUGGAGACUGA